CCUCUGCCACCGGGCCCGAGAUCUUUACAGCAGGGCGGUCGGGACCCCGCCCCCGCCGAUGACAAACUACUGACAGCGUUGGCCUAUCAUCCGCAGCGCCCUUUUACAGUUCCCUUCUCUAUCUUGUUUCAUUCUUUCUUCUUCAUCUCUCUCUCCCUCUCCCUCUCCCUCUCCCUCUCUCUCUCUCUCUCUCUCUCCGGUACAAUUAUUCGAGAAACAAUUGCUAACAGGUUGCCCGUCAUGAACACUAUCCCCCCCUUCGUCUUUGGCAUCACGACGCCAAAGGUCUUCUUCGGACCGGGCACGGUCAACGAGUUGAGUGGCGAGCUUCAAUCCCGAGGCCUCUCCAAGCCUCUCAUCAUCUGUUCGCCGUCCCGUGUCUCUCUGGCCCACAGAAUCCGGGACAACUUGAGCAAGGCAGGAUUCUCAGAUAUAGAGAUCCUUGACACGGCCAAGGUCCACAAUCCCAGCGACAUCAUCGGGCCCGCCGUGAACCGCGCCAAGGACCGAGAUGUGCUCGUUUCGGUCGGAGGCGGCAGCGCAGUCGGCCUUGGCAAGGCGAUCGCGCUUCGUACGGGAAUGCCGCAGGUGGCCAUCCCGACGACGUAUUCCGGUUCCGAGAUGACACCUAUCAUCGGCGAGACCAAAGACGGUAAGAAGACGUCGACGACGGACCCCAAGAUCUUGCCCAAGGUGGUCAUUUACGACGUCGACUUGACCAUGGACCUGCCCGUCAAAGUCAGUGCCCCGAGCGGCAUCAACGCUAUGGCGCAUUCGUUCGAAGCGUUGUAUUCGCGACAGGCCAGCCCGCUGACGGACCACUUUGCUCUGGAGUCCAUCAAGGCGCUGUCCAGCGCCUUGCCCGUCAUCGUCACCAACCCGGCGUCAGUCGAGGCGCGCACGUCGGCCCUCUACGGCGCCUUUCUAGCUGGCAUGAUGGCAACGGCGACCGGCAUCGCGUUGCAGCAUAAGCUGGCUCACGCGGCGGGCGGCUCGCUGAACCUCCCCCACGCCGAGACGCACUCCAUUCUGCUCCCCCAUAGCAUCGCCUAUAACGCGCAGUGCUUCUCCGAGGAUAUCAUGACGAGGCUAUCCUCCGCCCUUGUGCAAAGCACCGGAAGCUCGGCCGAAGGCAUCGUGGCCGGCCUUAAUGAGCUACUCCGGCUCCUGGAUAUACCAAGCGGACUCAAGGAUCUCGGGAUGAAAGAAACGGACAUUGAUCGCGUCACAGACGUUGCUUCAGACACGCCUUACUGGAACCCUCGUCCCCUCGAAAAGCCCAAAAUCCGUGAAACCGUUCGAAGGGCGUGGGCUGGGGAGCGAGCGAGGGCCGACCUGUAAUUGGAAUUUCGCAUGUUUCUUCUACCUUUCUCUCUCUUUCUCUCUCUCUCUCUCUUUCUCUCUUUCUCUUUCUCUCUCUCUGUUUAUAGAAUCUACACUCCGGGCCUCGAAUAGUCAAGGUUUCUCA
This is a messenger RNA of Colletotrichum navitas, 1468 nucleotides long. RefSeq names its product iron-containing alcohol dehydrogenase. NCBI's taxonomy places the organism in Eukaryota, Fungi, Ascomycota, Sordariomycetes, Glomerellales, Glomerellaceae. Gene Ontology annotation, molecular function: alcohol dehydrogenase (NAD+) activity; maleylacetate reductase activity; metal ion binding. The transcript is spliced from 2 exons. Gene Ontology annotation, cellular component: mitochondrion. Bases 241 to 1341 code for a protein of 366 amino acids. The record is from RefSeq and is a predicted model, not a curated record.